Messenger RNA from Anguilla anguilla (European eel), 8083 nucleotides. RefSeq names its product target of Nesh-SH3-like. Gene Ontology annotation, molecular function: protein binding. The coding region runs from base 187 to 6153 and encodes 1988 amino acids. Gene Ontology annotation, biological process: positive regulation of cell-substrate adhesion; extracellular matrix organization. The record is from RefSeq and is a predicted model, not a curated record. The transcript is spliced from 23 exons. NCBI's taxonomy places the organism in Eukaryota, Metazoa, Chordata, Actinopteri, Anguilliformes, Anguillidae.
AAGGAGAAAUAAAAACAGUUAAAUUGAAGCUCUGUGAUUUGACUCUGGUGUGGAGUAUGAGGUCAGCAGUCCCACCCCCUCCCUGGGUUAUAGAUGCUGGUGGACCCUGAUGUUUGUAAAAAACUCGGCAGCCUGUGAACUGCAGUCCUGAAGCAGCUGUUGCCGUGGUGACAUUCGUCCGCUAACAUGCUCAUCCGACCGCUGCUCCCGCUGCUCCUGCUGCUCGCUGCGGUCGUGCUGGUCUCCUGCAACUCUGCUAGGAAGAUACGAGUGAGGAGACAGAACAUGAAGGUUCGGAUCAACGCCACCGAGGACACGAUCAUCCUCAAGUUUGUCCGUCCCAACCCCGACAUCAAGCUGGAAGGGUACAUCCUUGGCUACGGCAGCAGCAUGUUCUCCAAACAGUUCAUCAAGCUGCCAGACAACGGGGAGCCUUAUGAGACUGAGAUCGAUGCAGAGCCCAAGUACCUGGUGGCUGUCCAGCCUGUUCCCUCCAAUGAUGUGAAGAAACAAUGCAAAGAAAGAUACUUCCUGGAAAAACCCCUCCACCUAGUGGUUGGAACUGUCACCCCAACCUCAGUGCUUCUGUCUUGGGGGGCCCUGGUAAAGACUUCUUACGAGGGCAAUAUCCUGAGGGACUGCCUGGACGACGGAAACUUCACUGUGCGCUAUAGGGAGAUGAACAGGAGGUGGAACUAUCAGACAUGCCCUACCAGUGACACAGUGAUCGACCACCUGAAGCCUGACACUCCUUACGAGUUUUCCGUUCGACCGAACCAGGUUGCUCGUAAAGUGUGGAGCAAGACUGUCGUUCACAACACCUUCAUGGAUGACAAACCCAAGCAGAACCCCAUCAUACCGAAGGUCAUCAACACUAAGCCUGGGAAGCCUGUGCCCCAUGGACCCCAAUCACCUCCAAUCAACAUUCACAACAGUCCUCAAACCAAAGUAUUCCCAGUGCCGAAAAAACCUGGCCCUGCAGCUACCAAAUCACCUCCUGCACCCCCCAAAAGCCGCCCAGAAAUUCCCCCCGUGGUGAAAGACAGAACACCUCAAAGUCCGCUGUCACCCCUGGAUGCAGGGCACCCCAAAGUUCCCCAUCCAGGAAGAGACAGCUCUCAUAAAAAUGUCGAUGUCAAUCCAGCAGCAUCCUACCCCAAAAUCCUGUUCACCAGCCUUCAUAUUACCUCAGUUUCCAGUAAAACUAGCCUCCCCAAAGACACAAAAAUAUGGGAAAUAGUGCUGCGCGGGUUACCUAUCACCACCCAGACUCCACUGACUUCUGCAGGAUCACCUAGUACCACACAAAGUCCACUGACUUCAGUGCCAUCACCUAGUACCACAAAGAAUCUACUGACUACUAAGUUAGCUAGUAUCACACAAAAUCCACUGACUACAGGGACAUCACCUACUACCAUCCAAAGUCAACUACCUACUGUGGGAUUACCCAGUACCACACAGAGUCAACUAAUUACUGGGCCACAUAGUAUCAUUCAGAUGCCACUCACUACAGUGGGGUUGCCUAGUACCACCCAAAAUCCAUUGACUACGGGGUCACCAAGUACCUCACAGAGUCCACUGACUACUGGGCCACCUAGUACCAUCCAGAUGCCUAUGAUUACAGUAGGGUCACCUAGUAUCAUCCAGAGUCAACUGACUACAGUGAAGUCACUUUGUACCACACAGAAUCCACUCACUACUGGGUUACCUAGUCCCACACGAAGUCCACUGACUACAGAGAGGUCACCAAUUACCACCCAGAGUUCACUGGCUAAAGGGAGGUCACCUACUACUACCUGGAGUCCACUAACUAAACUGGGGUCACCUAGUACCACCCAGAGUCCACUAACAACUGUGGGAUCUUCCAGUAUGACACAGAGUCCACUGACAACUGUGAGGUCACCUAGUACCACCCAGAGUUCAUUAAGUACUGUGGGGCCAUCACGUACCACCCAGAGUCCAUUGACUAUAGGGAGGUCACCUAGUACCGCACAAAGUCCACUGACUACAGUGAGGUCACCUAGUACUGGCCAAAGUCUAGUGACUACAGGGAGGCCACCUAGUACCACACAGACUCCACUGACUACAAGGAGGUCACCCAGUACCACACAGAGUCCACUGACACCUGUAGGGUUGCCUAGUACCACUAAGAGUCCACUUACUACUGUUGGGUCACCCAGGACCACCCAGAAUCCACUGACUACUGUAGGGUCAUCUAGUACCACCCAGAGUUCAUUGCCUACUCGAUCACCUAGUACCACGAAGCAUCCACUGACUACAGCGGGGUCACCCAGUACCACACAGAGUCCACUGACUACAGGGAGGUCUCCUAGUACCACCCAGACACCACUGACUACAAGGAGGUCACCCAGUACCACACAGAGUCCACUGACUACAGGGAGGUCUCCUAGUACCACCCAGACACCACUGACUACAAGGAGGUCACCCAGUACCACACAGAGUCCACUGACUACUGUCGGGUCACCCAGGACCACCCAGAAUCCACUGACUACUGCAGGGUCACCCAGUACCACACAGAGUCCACUGACUACUGUGGGGUCACCUAGUACCACCCAGAGUCCAUUAAGAAUUACACAAUUGCCCAGUACCACUAAGAGUCCACUGAAUGCUGUCAGGUCCCCCAGUACCACACAGAGUCCAUUGACAAUUGUGCGAUUACAUAGGACCACCCAGAGUCCACCUAGCACCACCCAGACUCCACUGACUAAAGUGAGGUCACCUAGAACCACUCAGAGUCCACCGACUGAAGUGAGGUCACCUAGAACCACCCAGAGUCCACUGACUACAGGGAGGUCCCCUAGCACCACCCAGACUCCCCUGACUACGUCACCUAGUACCACCCAGAGUCCAUUAAGAAUUACACAAUUGCCCAGUACCACUAAGAGUCCACUGAAUGCUGUCAGGUCCCCCAGUACCACACAGAGUCCAUUAACAAUUGUGCGAUUACAUAGGACCACCCAGAGUCCACCUAGCACCACCCAGACUCCACUGACUAAAGUGAGGUCACCUAGAACCACUCAGAGUCCACUGACUGAAGUGAGGUCACCUAGAACCACCCAGAGUCCACUGACUACAGGGAGGUCCCCUAGCACCACCCAGACUCCCCUGACUACUGUGGGGUCACCUAGUACCACCCAGAGUCCAUUAAGAAUUACACAAUUGCCCAGUACCACUAAGAGUCCACUGAAUGCUGUCAGGUCCCCCAGUACCACACAGAAUCCAUUGACAAUUGUGCGAUUACAUAGGACCACCCAGAGUCCAUCUAGCACCACCCAGACUCCACUGACUAAAGUGAGGUCACCUAGAACCACUCAGAGUCCACUGACUGAAGUGAGGUCACCUAGAACCACCCAGAGUCCACUGACUACAGGGAGGUCCCCUAGCACCACCCAGACUCCACUGAUUACUGUUGGGUCACCUAGUACCACCCAGAGUUCACUCCCUACUGGAUUGCCUAGAACUACCCAAACUCCACAGACUACUGUGGGGUCACUUAGAACCACCCAGAGUCCACUGACUACAAGGAGGUCCCCUAGCACCACUCAGACUCCACUGAUUACUGCUGGGUCACCUAGGACCACCCAGAAUUCACCUAGCACCACCCAGACUCCACUGACUAAAGUGAGGUCACCUAGAACCACCCAGAGUCCACUGACUACAGGGAGGUCCCCUAGUACCACCCAGGGUCCACCGACUAGAGUGGGGUCACUUAGUACCACACAGAGUCCACUGAUUACCAUAGGGUCACCUAGUACCACUCAGAGUCCAUUGCCUAUUCGAUCACCUAGUACCACUAAGAGUUCGCCAACAUCUACAGGGUUAUCUAAAACCACCCAGAGUCCACUGACUAGAGUGGGGUCACUCAGUACCACUCAGAGUCCAUUGACUACUGUGGAAUCACCUAGGACUACCCAGGCUCCACUGCCUACAGUGAUAUCACCUAGUACCACCCAAGGCCCACUGACUAAUUCGGCCAACGACAGACACAUAAAGGCUGUCUCCCACACUGCUUUUGGCCAAUCAGAGGAUGAGCUCUCUCUGCCCUCCCUCGCCAGUGAAACAGCAAAUAGUAAUGACUGGGGUAAAAGAGAGCCGAAAAAGACCACCACCUCCUCGCCAAAUGUCCCCCGCAGUGUGGCUGUUACCGUGCCGACCCAUAAACCCACAUCUGGCAAAGUCUCCAGCCCCUCCACGUCUUAUGGCAUGAGACCAUAUUCCUCCCCCAGUGUACCCGAGCCCUCCCACACCAGCGGCCCAGAUGACGAUGGUGAACAUCAUAAGGGAUUCAAACUUCCCAAACCAGUCAUUGAGCCUACAAUACCAAUGGGAUCUCCUUCUGAACCCCUCCCCAGUCCGAUCAGGAACGUCGACAUGAAAGGAAAACAUACUGAUAAAGAUGUGGGCAAUGUCACCAAACCGCAAUUUUUGCCUGACGAAGUGACUAAAGAGAUGAACAGGGCUUCCACCCCCAAGCCCCGCCUUCUUCAUGUGACAGUCGCACCCAUCAAACAGGAGCCCCAGCUGACAACAGCCUCACCCACUCUGAAGAGUCAAAAAGCCUCCCAAACUCUUAAAGAUCAAACAGCCACACCCACUCUUAAAGAUCAAACAGCCACACCCACUCUUAAAGAUCAAACAGCCACACCCACUCUUAAAGAUCAAACAGCCACACCCUCUCCUGACAGCGAAACAGCCACGUCCACUCCGGACAGUCAAACAGUCACACCUACUCUGAACGGUCAAACAACCACGCCCACUGUGAAAAGUCAAACAACCACGCCGACUCUGAAAGUUCAAACAACUAAGCCCACUCUGAAAGUUCAAACAACUAAGCCGACUCUGAAAGUUCAAACAACUAAGCCCACUCUGAAAGUUCAAACAACCAAGCCCACUCUGAAAGCUCGAAAAACCAUUCCAACUCCGAAAGGUCGUACAACCACGACCACUCCGAAAGUUCAAACAACCAAGCACACUCUGAAAGCUCGAAAAACCAUUCCAACUCCGAAAGGUCGUACAACCACGACCACUCCGAAAGUUCAAACAACUAAGCCCACUCUGAAAGUUCAAACAACUAAGCCCACUCUGAAAGCUCGAAAAACCGCUCCAACUCCGAAAGGUCGAACAACCACGCCCACUCCAAAACGUCAAACAACCACGCCCAAGCUGAAAAGUCAAACAACCCCUCCCACUCUGGACGAUCGAACCUCGAUGCCUACUCUGAAUGACAGCCGGGAUAACCUCUGGGAUAACACGUCUGUGUUCAGCCCGGUCCCUUCCUCUGAUGUAGAUGCCAUGGGAAAGAAGCGCUUCACCGCCCCUCAUGUGGUCUAUAAGACUGAUAAGAAGCCGGAGGAGCCUUGCUCCAUCACUGAAUCCCUCAAAUACUUCCCAAUGGAAGAGGGCGGAGACCUGAAUGUGACGGCCCCUCCCAGGUUCCCCCCCUCCAACCUGACAGUGGUGACCGUAGAAGGAUGCCCCUCCUUCAUUAUUCUGGACUGGGAGAAGGGUGACAAUGAGACAACAGACUAUGAGGUGACAGCAAGAGUUCCAAAUGGGAAAACCUCAAUCAUGAACACGAACCAGACGCAUGCUGCUUUAGAGAACCUUACCCCUAACAGCAGUUACGAGUUUCGAGUGAAGCCUUUCAAUGAGCUUGGGGAGGGCCCAUCCACGGACCCGGUGGUGUUCGACACGGAGUCCGCGGACCCACGCGUGAGUGAAUAUACCGCAGGAAGGGCCGCCAUUUGGACGCCGUUCUCCUUCAACGCAGAUGAGUACUCUGAAUGCCGUGGCAAACAGUAUGUGAAGAGGACUUGGUACCGCAAGUUUGUCGGAAUCCAGCUCUGCAACUCUCUGAGAUAUAAGAUCUACCUGAGUGACUCCCUCAAAGGGAAGUUUUACAAUAUCGGAGACCAAACGGGCAACGGGGAGGAUCACUGCCAAUUUGUGGACUCCUUCUUGGACGGGCGGACAGGCCACCAACUUCUAGCAGAGCAGCUCCCUCCAAGGACUGGGUUCUACAGAGCAAUGCGUCAGGAGCCCGUCAGUUUCGGGGAGAUAGGAGGACGCUCUCACAUCACUUAUGUACCAUGGUAUGAGUGCGGAACACCCAUACCAGGGAAGUGGUGGUAGGACCCCUGGGGCUGUCCGUGUAGAAGCCUGUGAGAAAUCUCUCCCUUGGUGGACAGCAGUGGCCAGAGGCUUGAGGUUCUCAAGAGUGAAGGGGGUGGGGUUCCACUGUAAGACACCUGGUUCUGGGGUGAAGGUUCCUGCGGCUUCCCAAACUCCUAAGACCGGGGGACUACAUUGUAUAGAAUACAGCACUUCAUUGUACAGCAGGGCUGCCCAACCCUAUUCCUGGACAUCUACCAUCCUUGUAGAAUUUCGCUCAGAGCCUAACAAGGUACACUUCGUUCAACAGCUAGAUAUCUCAUUGAGCUGCUAAUUAGUAGAAUCAGGUGUGUCAAAUUAGGGUUGAAAUGAAAACCUGCAGGAGGGUAGAUCUCCAGGAACAGGGCUGGGCAGCCAUAUUGUACAGUAUACAGACCUAAGUACCAAUUGCUCUAUGGUGUGCAUUUGUAAAACCUAUUCACAUUGAAUUAUUUAACAAAUGAAAAACUCAAAAUGUAGAAAAAAACAAAAGCAAAGACUAUCAAAAAAUAUUUUUAAAUGAGUUAAUAUACUGGGAAGCUGGCUCCCUAAAACUAUUUUAUUAUCUUGUAUGAGAAAAUCAGAUUGUAAUUAAAUAUUUCUCAAGGUUUGCCAGUGGAAUAAAAGACAGAAGAACAGUACACCAGCAAUGAAAUAAGUGUCUUCUCUCUUUUACACAAACAAGUAGAUGGGUAUCAGACCAAGAAGACCUUCACAUUUGUAUAAAACAUGAAACAGAGUCAUAAAUAAAUGCAAUGAUAAUAAUAAUAAUAAUAAUAAUAAACAACAAAGGAUACCUGAACGAUAUCGGACUCAGUGCAGCUCAUGUUUGGGGCCUACCAGGCAGAUUAUGGCUGUAAAACUGAUUGUUGGAGAGGUCUCAGAACAUUCCUGCAAGGUUAAGAUGCAAACAUAUGUGCCCCUGGGUCAGUCAAACAGUGGUCUCUCGGUUUCAUGCCCAUCUUUUUUUUUGUGCUAUAGCAAAACAUGGUGUUUAUUUUUCUGUCCGCCGGCAACCUUUCUCAAAACUGUGUUUUGUGUCAUCUGGGAAUCGUGAUGGAUUGGUACGGGAAUCUUUGUUCUGCAAGAUUGCGAAAAACCCAGGAGGAUGGAUGCAUAAAAUGUUAGGCGGUACUCUCUCAAACAAAAUGGAGGGCGAUGCAAGCAAGCAUGGAAUGGGACUAUGCAAGUGGCUGAGUAUUCUGAAUUGGCAAUAAAAAUGAAUAUGUUCUUUUUUUUUAAACUAGCAUCACUUUCAAAUGUGAGUCUUGUGCUUAUACAAUAUGAAGAAAGCUACUUUGCAUUACAGUGAUCCAAGGCACUCGUUUAAGAAAAAUGAAAGCCUCCAUUAUAAAAUGGCAAAGCGGUUUAAAACAGCCUGGUUUAAAAUGACCAAUGCGUUGUGAGUCUUGUACUUGUUGAAUACAUUUUCUUGUGUCAGCCCUACUCUGUUUGAUGGUUAUGGACUGAGCACUUCAGAAGCAAUUUGCACUGCCAGCUGGCUUUCGUAGGAAUUUUGGAAAGAAGGAAAAAUCAUUCUUGAACAAAUUUGCAGAUCUCAUCCCUUCAAAGGUUGUACUACCAUUCAUGCUGUGUCUCUUGUCUGUCUUCAGAUUAUACAUUUAUAAUGUUCUUUAUGUAUUAUCAUAGGAAAUAAUGCAAAUAAUUCCUGUCUUAGUUCUGUAAUUUGUACAGAAAUACACUUGUGACAUUUGCAGCUAAGCAAUUUUUUUUUAAAUCAUUGUAUAUGGAAAAUAUUUUAUACAAAAAAGAUUUUGUUUUUAAUUGUACUAUCAUUCCAGUCUUCAUUUUCAGUAAUAAAAGAUUUUUUCUGUAAAAUAAAGUUUUUUUUUGGUCUUGCCUUGAUCCCUGCUUCAUUCACUAUAACAUUUCACUCAAUAAUAGAGACAUC